Molecule: messenger RNA, 1853 nt
Organism: Poeciliopsis prolifica (blackstripe livebearer)
Lineage: Eukaryota; Metazoa; Chordata; Actinopteri; Cyprinodontiformes; Poeciliidae
Product: cysteine-rich venom protein TEL1-like
Exons: 4
Coding region: 1180-1608 (142 amino acids)
Cellular component (GO): extracellular region
Source: RefSeq, a predicted model, not a curated record
GAAAUAAAUUCAACACACCGAAGGUAUCCCUCCCUCUGCGUGUGUUUGGAUGGAGGAUGAUGAUGCUCACCCUCCAACCUGCGUUGAGGUCUGUGAAUGUCCGCGCAUGCGCACUGCGGGAUGCACCUACAAGUGUUUAUCACAGGAGGGGAGCAGAUCAACACAAAGCCCUUUGUAGCGUUGAACUGCAUCAGUGAAUUACUGUAGAGCGCUUUAUUGAAUGCAUGGAGUAAAAUUCAUUAUUACCUCAUUUUGAGUGAAGACAAUUGUGUAAUUUUUCCAAUUUUUGCUGUGAAUAUGUUGUUUUUUUCAGCAAGAUACCUUUUCAUCUCAAAUCUGUGUAGUCCAGUUAAUUAUUAAUUCAUAAAUUUAUUGACGAUUAUUUCAAUAAUUGAUUCAUCAUGAUACAUCAUGAUUGAUUUAAUUAAUGAUUUCUGUUAUAAACAUUUACAAUUUCUGGAAAAUUAUUAAUUAGGAUUAGGAAAAACACAGAAAAACUUAUCUGGGAACAAACUUGGAAAUUUUACAUAAUGUGGUGACCUUGGCUAACCACUCAGGGCGUUCCCCGCCUCUUACAAGUUGACUGCUGAUUGGCUCCAGCAUGUUUGUGGAUAUUAAUAAACUACAGCUAUCAGUGUCAUGCUUGAAUAUCAUACUGUACAUAUUUUGUUCAGUGGGUCCUCUGCAAAAUCAACGUGAAAAAACUGAUUCUUUAUCACCACGGGUAUUUCACAGGUGUUGUGUUAUCUGAUGUUUGGUUGUUUUCUUAAAAACUGGAAUGAACUUGAAUUUAUGUAUUCAGUCAUCACAUGUCUCUGGUGCUGCACAUAUAAAAGUCACAUCUGCAGGUUUCCAACUUGGACAAUUCCUAAAUUAACCACAACCAUGGGCUCCUUUUACCUCCUGUGUAUCCUUGGUUUUGCUGCUGCCCUUCAGGUGCCUGGCAUCUUGGCAGAGGUGAGUAAAUAGAAUAUUAACUUUAUAUUCGCAUUUCAAAGCAUUGCCAUUUUUUUCAUUAAUCUUGCAAAGAAUAAUUAAAUUUUCUCUCUUGCCUCUAAAAAUGACAAAAGACAGAGGGUGAGUACUUACUGCAUUUAUAAAGUUGUAUUGUUUGAAAUUUUGCAGUGAUGUUUCGCUCUUUUUUGGUUUUACAUAUUUUGUUUCUCUUAUUUAGGCGUCAUGCGCACGACUUCGACAGAGCAGACUGAGAUUGUGAACAAGCAUAAUACUCUGAGGAGAGGUGUCCAACCUACUGCCAGAAACAUGAUGAAAAUGACCUGGAACAAAGAGGUUGCAAGCAAAGCUGAGAAAUGGGCAGCAACCUGCUCCAUGAAACACAGCCCUUCAAGCUCCAGAGUCAUCAGCACCAGCGGAUGUGGGGAGAAUCUCUACAUGGCCAGUUUCAAGAACUCCUGGUCCAACGCCAUCCAGGCCUGGUACAACGAGGUCGCCAACGUCCGCUACGGAGUCGGAUCCAUCAACAGAGGAGUGGUGGGACACUAUACACAGGUUGUUUGGGCCACCUCUAAAAAUAUUGGCUGCGCUAUGGCCUACUGCCCCAACUCCACAUACAAAUACUUCUACGUCUGCCACUACUGCCCACCAUAAGCACUUUAUAAUGCAGAUAACUCUCUCAAAAUUGCAUGCUGUUUCACCUCAGAGCAAAAACUCAAAUUAUUAUAAAUUUUCCCUCUGCUAGAAAAGAUUAAUACAACACAGGCAGGAUGGGUUACUGAGAAGAGCAUUCUAAUACUCUUCUCAGUAUGCAUCCACUUGCUCAUUCAUAAUACAAUAAUGAAUGAGCAAGUGGAUGCAGGAUCAAAUUAAUAGAAAUUAUUUCGUUCUGCAAAACA